Messenger RNA from Hymenoscyphus albidus, 1626 nucleotides. Lineage: Eukaryota; Fungi; Ascomycota; Leotiomycetes; Helotiales; Helotiaceae. The record is from the annotation of a GenBank genome assembly.
AUGUCGCCUCUACAAACAGAGCCUCCAAGUCCUCAGUCCUCGUCCUCACUAUCCAGCCCACUUUCAAGAUCCACCACAGAAGAGCUCCUAAAUGUACCCUUAAAACCCGACAAGAACGUCAAAAUAUCAGAAACCGCACUCCUGGAUCAUGAAGUCUUCUGUCGCCUCUCAAUCAGUUCUAUUUCAACAUGCGGCCCCUCUCGAGUAUAUUCCAGCUUGCAAUACACAGAACCUUCAAGACCCCAACGACUCAAGACGUCAGGUCGUCAUUUCUGGCACCGUAACUAUGGAUUGUUUCUCGUCAUCGUCUCGCAAUUGUUUGGCGCGUUGAUGAAUGCUGCAACGUGAUUGUUGGAAUUGGAGGGUGAGGGAAUGAGUCCUUUGCAAGUUCUCUUUGCGCGACAAACCUUGACCAGCGCGCUUUGUUGUCUUUGGAUGUGGUGGACGGAGAUACCUGAUUUUCCACUUGGUGCAAAGGGGGUUCGAUGGCUGUUGUUUGGUCGAGGGAUUGCUGGGUUUGUUGGGAUUUACGCAAUCUAUUGUGAGUUGUUUAUUUGUUUAUUUUCUUUUAUACCAAGAAUGGUUGUCUGGAAGUGUUUGAGACAGCGAAGAAUUGAGAUUCUCUUGAGCGCUCUUACAUUAUCCCGAACAGCAUUACACAAUUCUCGCUCAAGUCUGAAGAGAAACACCCGUGUCUUCUCUUCUUAUAUUCAAAAGCACAGCUAACGCAAACCAGACUCAAUUCUCUAUCUCCCAGUAGCCGAAGCAAUUGUCAUAACCUUCCUCGGACCAACCGUCGCAGCCUACGGAUGUUACCUCUUCCUCAAAGAGCCCUUCCCCCGUUCAGCACAAUACGCCUCACUCAUCUCGCUGCUAGGAGUAGUCAUGAUCGCACGUCCAACAUCAUUCUUCUCAUCCGACUCAAGUUCCACAUCUCUACCAUCACCAAACAACACCACCACCAACGCAACAAUCACCUCCACACCCCCCCCCGAAAGCGACUUCCCCAUCCCCACCUCCGCCCAACGUCUCUCCGCAGUAACAAUCGCCCUAAUCGGAGUCCUCGGCGGCGCCGGCGCCAUAACCACCGUCCGCCUAAUCGGGCAACGAGCCCACGCCCUACUCUCAAUAAACUACCUCGCCGUCUCCUGCAUCCUAAUCUCCAGCAUCAGUCUCCUCGCGCCCAUCGAAGGAACCCCAUCUUUCCAGCUCCCCGCCACGUUUCGACAGUGGUAUCUCCUUAUCUUCGUCGGGUUCUGCGGGUUCAUCAUGCAGCUCUUCCUCGCUACAGGUCUGGCGAUGGGUGGUAGAGGUGAGGGAGGAAGAGCGACGAAUAUGUUGUAUACCAAUAUGCUUUUUGCACUGGCGCUUGAUCGGGUGGUUUUUGGGCUGACGCCCGAGUGGUGGAGUGUAGGUGGGAGUGGGAUGAUUCUUGGGAGUGCUAUUUAUGUUGCUACGCAGAAGGGGGAGGAGGUAGAUGAAAGUGAGAUGAGCGAGGUGGGACGAGGGUUGGAUGAGGAGAUGGCGGGCAUUCAAUUGGAGAGGGGUUCUGGGACCGAAGAGGAAGCCAUGGCGUUUUUGAGUGAAGCUGGGUGUGAGGGAGAGGUGCGUGGUUUUGCGGUUUGA